AUGUUUGUUGCCAUUAAUAAUUUGGUUGCAGCAAAUCAUGAAGUUGAGACCGUGUUUAAAGAUAAUGAAAUAAUUCCCGAUGUUAUCGAUGAGGCUCCACAUCAUUUUCUAAAGGUAUCCUAUGACAAUGGUUUGAAGGCAGACAAAGGCAACGAAUUGACACCAACACAAGUGAAGAAUCAACCCACAGUGGAAUGGGAUGCCGAAGAUGAUGUAUACUAUACCCUUAUCAUGACCGAUCCAGAUGCACCCAGUCGCACUGAUCCAAAAUUCCGAGAAUUCCGUCAUUGGUUGGUUGUUAAUAUACCCGGUAAUCACAUUGAUCAAGGAGAGGUGUUGGCUGCCUACAUUGGUUCGGGACCACCAAAGGGUACCGGUUUACAUCGUUAUGUAUUUCUUUUGUAUAAACAAUCGGGAAAAUUGGAAUUUGAUGAAGCUCGUGUGGGUAAUAAUUCUCGCCAAGAUCGUCCCAAAUUCAAGGCAGCCAAAUUUGCUGAGAAAUACAAUUUAGGUGCACCAAUUGCUGGUAAUUUCUAUCAGGCCCAAUGGGAUGAAUAUGUGCCCAUAUUACACAAGCAAUUGUCUGGCCAGUAA
Molecule: messenger RNA, 594 nt
Organism: Musca vetustissima
Lineage: Eukaryota; Metazoa; Arthropoda; Insecta; Diptera; Muscidae
Product: protein D3-like
Exons: 2
Coding region: 1-594 (197 amino acids)
Source: RefSeq, a predicted model, not a curated record